This is a messenger RNA of Lacerta agilis (Sand lizard), 1033 nucleotides long. It is a transcript of the gene KHK, whose product is annotated as ketohexokinase. Gene Ontology annotation, molecular function: ketohexokinase activity. The coding region runs from base 75 to 980 and encodes 301 amino acids. The record is from RefSeq and is a predicted model, not a curated record. Gene Ontology annotation, biological process: fructose metabolic process. Lineage: Eukaryota; Metazoa; Chordata; Lepidosauria; Squamata; Lacertidae. The transcript is spliced from 8 exons.
GCCUGCGCGGGGAGAGCGGAGCUGGGGCGGCGCGGAGGGAGAAGCGGGCCGGGCUGGCAGCAGCAGCGGCGCCCAUGGGCGAGAAGCGGGUGCUGUGCGUGGGGCUGGUGUGCCUGGACAUCAUCAGCGUCGUGGAGCGAUACCCGGCCGAGGAUUCGGACACCAGGUGCCUGUCGCAGCGAUGGCAGCGCGGGGGCAACGCUUCCAACACGUGCACCGUCCUGGCCCUGCUGGGCGCCCCCUGCGCCUUCAUGGGCUCCCUGGCGCCUGGCCACGCCGCAGACUUCGUCCGUGAGGAUUUCCAGCGCUACGAGGUGGAGCUCGCCCACGUGGUCCCGCGCCCGGCGUGCGCCCUGCCCACCUCCAUGGUGAUCAGCAACUCCACGACGGGCACCCGGACCAUCCUGCACGCCGCGAGGUGCUUGGGCAACCUUCCAGAAGUGACGGCUGCUGACUUUGAGCAGGUCAACCUGUCUCGAUACAAGUGGAUCCACUGGGAGGGCAGGAAUGCCUCUGAGCAGGUGAAGAUGAUCCAGCGUGUGGAGGCGCAUAACAGGACCUGCCCGCCGUCCGACCGAGUGACCACGUCCGUGGAGGUGGAGAAGACGCGGCCGGAGCUGUACCAGCUCUUCAGCUAUGGAGACGUGGUCUUUGUCAGCAAGGACGUGGCCAAGGCGUGGGGCUUCUACUCGGCCGCUGAAGCUGUCCAGGGGCUCCGCAGACAUCUGAAGCCGGGAGCCACCUUGGUCUGUGCCUGGGCUGAGGAGGGGGCUGACGCAAUAGGACCGGACGGGGUGCUGGUGCACUCAGACGCCUUCCCCCCCGAAGUGGUUGUGGACACCUUGGGUGCUGGGGACACCUUCAACGCGGCCGUGAUCCUGGCCCUCAGCAGGGGGAGGCCCCUGGCUGAGGCAAUCACCUAUGGGUGUCAGGUGGCUGGCCGGAAGUGCGGGGUGCAUGGCUACGAUGGCAUCGUGUGAGCUGCAAGCUGCAAGCCAUGUCUGCCCAUCUGUCUGGGGAGCUUCACCUCGCU